Molecule: messenger RNA, 1329 nt
Organism: Linum tenue
Lineage: Eukaryota; Viridiplantae; Streptophyta; Magnoliopsida; Malpighiales; Linaceae
Source: the annotation of a GenBank genome assembly
GAUACUUAUGAAAUGGUGCUUAAUGAAUGUAAAAAUCAUCUGCCGAAAUCGAUUUGAAAAUAUUCGCAGAAUAAAUAUUCUAAUCGCUGUUGGUUUGUGUCCAUGGUUGGGUGUCCGUUCUUGUUUCUAUGUCAUGCUUUUACUCUGCUUAUCAUCUCGAUAAAUGGUCAUUGAGUGAGCGAUGCAAGUGUCGGCGAACUAGUUUAUUACCCUUGAAUCUCUAUUGAGGAUCUGUUAUGGAACUGAAGUCAGAUCGUGAAAUGGUAACUUGCUGUGGCAAAACCUUCUGUUUACCCUUGAAUUUGCGAAGUUUAUAAACUACUUUGAGUGGGUUGAAACUUCAAGCUUCUAAGACGGUUUGAUCAUUGAUGUUGCAAAGUUGGUUCAUUUUUUUGCACCCUAGAAGCUGCAGGUAGACUCUGAUACAAUUUUGUUGUUUUUUUUUGUUUCAAGUUGGUUUUGUUCCUCCUUUGAGUAGCUGAUGCCUCGUGUUUCGUCUGUUGAAAAUAUAUGCUGCUGUUACUGCUUACUUGGUUUCUUUUAGGGUUUUCUUAAGAACCUUUCACGUUGAAUUGUGUUGUCUGUCUUCAUUAGUUCUGAUGUUAUUCUUUCAGUAAGCUAUACUGUGAAUUUUUUCUACAGGUAGAUCUGCUCCUAGGGCAGCUCCUCGUCGUCCAGCACCUCAACCAGCUAAUCGAGCUACUCCUCCUGCUGUUGCUCAGAGCAGUGGUGGCGGCUCAUUGCUUGGAGGGAUUGGCUCCACCAUCGCACAAGGUAGGGAUGGCUUUUGGCACUGGGAGUGCAGUGGCCCAUAGGGCUGUCGAUGCUGUGAUGGGACCCCGUACUAUUCAGCAUGAAACUGUUGUCGCUGAGGCUGCUGGUAUCCCAGCACCCACUGCGAGCAACAUGUCUGUUGACGGGUGCGGUAUUCAUUCCAAGGCGUUCCAGGAUUGCCUGAACAGCUCCGGCAGCGAAAUCAGUAAGUGCCAGUUCUACAUGGAUAUGUUGGCCGAGUGCAGAAGGAACUCUGGUUCUGGGUUGAGCGCCUAAAUGCUCUUUCUUGUUGUCCUCUCGUCAGUUGUCUAUUUGUGCACCUUGAGGGUGAAACACGAAGUAUUUCUUUUGCUAUUUGUUGAGAUACUAUUUAAUAACGGCAGACUUGAGUAAGGGCGCCGGAUGAAAUAGAUCAUUGAAGGAUAUUCCAAUUAAGUAUGGUUUCGUAAUUCCUUCAGAUUGAUUGGUCUCGCUCACGGGUGCAAUCAUGGUCCAUUAAACCGUACCGGCGGUUCAACCACGAAAUACCAGUAUAGGAGGCUAAACCGAUAGGCG